GAUGACGUCAGAACUCCGCGACUUUAGUUUUGGUGAACUUAUUCAGACGCAAACGUGACAGUAGAGCUGGCAUGUUAAGAGCAUAUUGAUUUUAUAAAUAAAAAACAUCAGUUGAGAGUUAUUAUUGAAGCCAAGAUGAGUGCGUCAAUGCCGCAGAAGCGUUACUACAGGCAGCGAGCACAUUCAAAUCCGAUGGCGCACCACACGUUUGAUUAUCCUGUGUGUCCAGAGGAGAUGGACUGGGCCACGCUGUAUCCGCACUUCUGUUCCGAGCACCAGUCUAAUGAGGAAAGGACACCACAAGUUGAGUUUGCAGACAUUGGCUGUGGAUAUGGUGGACUUUUAGUGGAGUUAUCUCCACUUUUUCCAGACAAGCUCAUGCUGGGCAUGGAGAUCCGGGUGAAAGUGUCUGAUUAUGUCCAGGAUCGUAUCAAGGCUUUACGUGAAUCCAAACCAGGAAGCUACCAGAACAUUGCUUGUAUUCGCAGCAACGCCAUGAAAUACCUUCCGAAUUUUUUUUUCAAAGGACAGCUCAGUAAGAUGUUCUUCCUUUUCCCGGACCCUCAUUUUAAAAAGACCAAGCACAAAUGGAGGAUCAUCAGUCCCACAUUGUUGGCAGAGUAUGCCUAUACCUUGAGAGUUGGGGGUUUGGUCUACACCAUCACAGAUGUGGAGGAGGUCCACCUUUGGAUGGUGAAGCACUUCAGUGAACAUCCAUUAUUCACACGGGUCCCUGAUGAAGAGCUGGCUGAUGAUGUCAUCGUGUCCCGUUUGGGAACUUGCACAGAGGAGGGAAAGAAAGUGCAGAGAAACAGAGGGAAGAAUUUUCUCGCUGUUUUCCAGCGGAUUGAUUCAAUGUCAUGCUAAAACAUCUGACCAUUUGACUACAACGACAACGGAAUAACAAGACUUUUGCCUUUAUUUAAGCGAUAGUUUGGAUUUUUUGACAUGAAGUUGUAUGACAUCCCCAUCAGCAUUGUAGUCCAAUAACAGCGACUUACCCGCCAUUUGGUCUCCUAAGUCCAGUUCUGGUCAGAUUUCUGUGAUGAAGAACGUAGUUCCGCUUAGUUGCUGGGGACAAUUAAGUAAAGAGUUUGGCUUCUCAAAACAGUAUGCUUUCAAAAGAUGAAUACAUUUGCAUCACAGAAAUGCCUUCUCAAAAAAUCAGAAACGCUCUGCGUUAUAUUUGUCUCCCGCCGUAUACCUGCGCCCUGUCGCCUGUGCGUUCAUGUGUAUUUGACGAAGACAAAUAUAACGCGUGUUUUGUGAGGUCUGAUUUUUUUGAGAAGGCAUUUUUGUCUUCUGAUGGGAGAUGCCAUACAACUUCAUGUCAAAAUAUCCGAACUAUCCCUUUAACACUUUACAACAGCAACAACACAAAGAAUGCAGCCCUUUUGCUCUGACAGAGGUCGUCACACUGUUGUUGCAGCAUGAGACUGUCAUAACUCAACUUGUUUUGUGUAGUGUUUUGCUUUUUAAAUGAUUUUUAAACAAAAAACUUUUUUUUUUUAAACUGCUCUUUCUGUUUUUUUGUUAAGUCAGUCAUUUAGUUUAAUCAUUGUAACACACUCCCAUCAGUGAGCAAUAAAAAGCAGGUAAAUCAUAAAAGUCAGAUUUGAGUUUUCUGGCAAAGUUUUUGGCGUUUAUCACCUUAGUGAGAAACCUCCAAUACUGAUACAGAGAUACUACUUGUCCAUCCCACCACUUUUCUGACAAUUUCUGUCUUGCCACAUUGGAUCAAACUUGCACGCUGAAUAUAAGCAUGCCAUGUUAGCCUAUGUCUACCUUUAUGUUGUAGUGCAGCAGACAGAGCUUGUCUGAAGUAGCUGAUCUCUGAGGUGCUCUCCGUAGACAUUAAAUAAUGUCUGUGCUAUUUUACAGCUUGGUAAUUUUGUCUGUCAGGAGUUUGGAAGUAUUUGCUGCUGCAGGCGAUAUGAUUAAGAACGGGACAGCACAUGCCACACAUAGAAAAUGGUGCUUUAGUGUUAAAUUGAAUAUUGUAUCAUCAUAAUGCAAUAUUUUCUUUAAUAUGUCAUCUUUCAUUCUAUAAAAUUGUGGAAUUGCCAUUUGUGACAUGUAUUUUCUCACAGACAAUUCAUACUGUAACGUUUGCAACAUUUCUUGAAAUGCCGGCUUUGCAACCGUAUUCAAGAGCAGCAUUUCUAUUGCAAUGACUUUCUGUGAACACACCCCAUUUUGCACUGUUGGCAUUUAUUUUGCCAACCAAAUGUCUCAGUGAGUGUUGACUGUCAGGACAAUCCCAGAUGGGAAAACUGGGUCAGGUGGAUAUGUUUGACGUGGGCAAGUUCAUUUUGUUGCCUAUUAUGCUGCUACCAAUUUAGAGCGCUAGCAACUUCGCUAGCACAUCUCUCUUAGGGCCCUAUGAAGUCUGUUUUAUUUUUCCCAAAUUCUGUUUUCUCCAUUAAAAUUUUUUAAAAUUCAGUUUUACCUUUUCCACUUAUUUUACCAGCAUAGAGUGUGUGCUUUUUGGGUUCGUGAAUAAAAUGUCCAUGAAUGAAAUGCAAAAAUCCUUACAUUUAUUGAUGCAAGACAUCAUUGGCCCAUUUUGUCCAGUCAUUGAGAAAUGGAUGUAGUUUAGCUAACUUUUCUAAUGGGAUGUCAGCCUCGGCACAUAUUGCUACAAAAUCUUCAACAAACUGUAAUGCCCGUGUGUGUGAUUAAGGAAGAUGGAGUCACAGAUUUAAUUCCAAUCGCGUUAUUAAUGUAAGAUAUUUUAAUGACACCCUUAUUUUGUUUACACAAUUAGACAAAUGUGACAUUGAACGCUCUUAUUUUGAAGGCCCGAAUGUGUUGUGUGUGUUGCAAAUGGCAGGUGACGGUUGAUACGCGUUGGGUGCGAGAAUAAACGUGCCUCUCGUCUCUUUUUAACUCCGGGCACAGUGAGAGGGAACCACCGCUGUCGCUACGGAGCCGAAUAUCCAACGUGAGACUAACUUCACUACGGUACACCACGGACAUGUCUGCAUGGUGGUGUUGUAUUUUCUUCUUCUUGCGGGUAGCACGGGUCGAGUGGCAACCAGCUUUGAGGGGCAUUACAGAACCUACCAUGUUGGAGUGUCGCUCAGAGUCACGAACGUGAUACGGCAACCGGAUAGGCCCGAUCUGGUGGCGGAAGCCGAUAUUAUCCGAGCUUCACAAAUACAGUGGAUGGGACCGGGACAUCCCUAAAUAACACCUUUGUAAUUAAUGUGUGAGGUGAGGUUGGUGACACUUCACUUCACAGAGGUGAAUGAUUGUGUUAUAGUUUCUUUUUGGUGUAGACAUUUGUAGACGGCCCCUGCUGUCUGGUCUUGCUGCUGGCAUCCAUGUGUGUCCUACUGCACAGAGGACUGCUUGUUUUGAUUUUUUUUUUUUUAAAUGAUUGUAUUGUUUAUUGUUCAAUAGAUUUAUUGUUUGCUGUCAAACGUUUGUUUGGGAUUUAUUGAUCUAAUCUGUGAAUAUAUUUCUAACUUUAUCGCAGUGUGAAUCUGAAAGUAUUUGUGUGUGGCUUUGCAAGGUGGGAAACUAGUGCCAAAAGUCACGUGACAGUGGUAAGAAUGUGCCAGGAUAUAAAAAAGGAUAUUUUUUUGUAAUUGAAGAAAUAUGUUUCUAUUGUAUGUGUAAAACAUGCUGUAUUUGUUUCUGAAGCCGGAUGUAUUUUUUUUUGAUAGGUGCAUUUCUUAUUUGAAAACAAAAUGCAUUAGUCUGUGAUGGAAGUUUUGUAUUUGCAAACCACACUGUUUGUUUAUGAACCGUUGGGUGUGAGUAAAACAUAUUUUGUGUGUUUGUGAGGUUUUGGCAUGAUUUUAACUUAUACAAGCCCCUCUGUUCAGGCUAACGAUGUUGCGCUACCUACCAGUCUGCGUCCGGACUUGACACACCUUCCCCCGGCAUAUCCAUGCAUAGUUCUCGCUUGCAAUCUUGUGUCUCUUUGGUUUCGUCAUUUCUGGUUACCAUGAAACAUUUUUAUUCUGUGAUCGCCUUCCUUGUGGAGACUCUGCCUUGUUCAAGACAGUAGCUCCACCUAGUUUUUAAACUAAGAAGUAUAAAACAGUUAAGUACAUGUUGUGCACGUACAAUAGGCAAUUAUAUAUUUGAGACUUUGAUACAGGCCAAUUAAAAAAGAGAUGGGGGUCAUGUUAGGCCUGCGGGCCGUAGUUUGGACACCCCUGGGCUAGGGUUUAAACCAAUGCACAGGGUGAACUCUCUUCCUGCCUGUUUGGAAGCAAGAGAUGAGGAAAACAGACACAUACUGUAUGCACAUGGCAAUAUAUUGAGGCUAGCAAAAUUAUCAAGUUCAUUUUUAUUGUGAUUAAUGAAUUUAUUAUUAUUUUUUCUCAACACUUCUACUUAUUUAACAACAGAACAUUUGGUUUCAUUUCGAGCAGUGGUAGACGUGUCUUGUAACAGGCACGGGCACUUAAAAAAAACAUUCAUGAUGUUUUCUGGGAUUCGUGUACGUGUGUGCUGAUUUUAAAGAAAAUGUACACGUCACUGUACCACUAAUAUCUGACUGUAUUG
Dunckerocampus dactyliophorus (ringed pipefish) is the source of this 4521-nucleotide messenger RNA. It is a transcript of the gene mettl1, whose product is annotated as methyltransferase 1, tRNA methylguanosine. The transcript has 6 exons. Lineage: Eukaryota; Metazoa; Chordata; Actinopteri; Syngnathiformes; Syngnathidae. Gene Ontology annotation, cellular component: tRNA methyltransferase complex. The coding region runs from base 136 to 867 and encodes 243 amino acids. Gene Ontology annotation, biological process: tRNA methylation; RNA (guanine-N7)-methylation. Gene Ontology annotation, molecular function: tRNA (guanine(46)-N7)-methyltransferase activity. The record is from RefSeq and is a predicted model, not a curated record.